This is a messenger RNA of Fraxinus pennsylvanica, 1296 nucleotides long. Lineage: Eukaryota; Viridiplantae; Streptophyta; Magnoliopsida; Lamiales; Oleaceae. The record is from the annotation of a GenBank genome assembly.
AUGGCGGAUAUCGAGCCGUUGUUGCAGAACACCAGCACCAGCGAGAUACAAACCGCAGACCAUGAAGAACAAGCCGGUGAAAGUACCUCUACUAAGAGCAAAACUGCACGCUUGGCUUCGCUGGAUGUGUUUCGAGGCCUCUGCGUUUUCCUUAUGAUGCUUGUAGAUUACGCUGGCUCUAUUUUCCCAAUCAUUGCUCAUGUCCCGUGGAAUGGCGUACAUUUGGCAGAUUUUGUGAUGCCUUUCUUCCUUUUUGUUGCUGGAGUUUCUGUGGCGAUAGUUUACAAGAAAGUUUCUAAUAGAGUUGACGCCACGUGGAAGGCAGUGCUUAGAGCAUUGGAACUUUUCCUCCUUGGUGUUUUUUUACAGGGUGGAUAUUUCCAUGGUAUUAAUUCUUUGGCCUAUGGAGUGGACAUUGAAAGAAUACGAUUGCUAGGCAUUCUACAGAGAAUAGCCAUUGGAUACGUUGUAGCAGCUUUGUGCGAAAUAUGGCUUUCAUGUCAAAGGUGGAGGCAAGAUGGUUUCCCUGGAAGUUAUACUUUGCACUGGUGUGCUGUUUUGUCACUGUGCGCUAUCUAUCUGGGGUUAUUAUAUGGCUUGUAUGUUCCCGAUUGGCAAUUCGGAGUGGUGCAGUCUCCUUCCCUGGUUACUGCAAAUAACAGCCAUGUCUACACUGUGAAGUGUUCUGUAAGAGGUGAUCUCGGGCCUGCAUGUAAUUCAGCUGGAAUGAUAGAUCGUAAUGUUCUUGGAAUUGAUCAUCUUUAUGCCAAACCCGUGUACAGAAAUUUGAAGGAAUGCAAUAUAUCAAGCCAUGGCCAAGUUCCACAGACUGCACCUUCAUGGUGUCAUGCACCUUUUGAUCCUGAAGGUAUUUUAAGUUCACUAACUGCUGCUGUGAGCUGCAUCAUCGGACUUCAAUACGGCCACAUUCUUGUACAGUUGCAGGAUCAUAAAGAGCGGCUGUUCAAGUGGUCCAUUUUCUCCUUUGCAUUUCUGGGUCUUGGUCUCUUCCUCGCUUUCAUGGGUAUACCUUUAAACAAAUCUUUGUACACAAUCAGCUAUUUGUUGGUCACCUCAGCAUGUUCUGGAAUCACUUUUUGCAUACUGUAUACAUUGGUAGAUGUUUAUGGUUGGAGAUGGUUGACAUGUGUGUUAGAGUGGAUGGGAAAGCAUUCUCUAAGUAUCUUUAUUCUCGUAUCUUCCAACAUAAUUGUGAUUACAGUUCAAGGUUUCUACUUGAAGUCUCCUGAAAAUAACAUUGUUCACUGGAUCGUAUCUGUAUUUGUGCAUAAAUGA